CACGAUGGGAGGGGCCAGGCGGGGGCAGCGAGGAUGGGCCGAGGCCAGCCCCUCGUGCCCACGGCAGCCUCGCGGCCCACCGAGCUCCCAGCAGGGGGUAAGCGGGUGCUCAGUCCCCGCCCCUCGGCCGGGGCCUUCCUCCCCGCAACCCCCACCCCCGUGCGCCCGGCUCCUUUCCCGCCGCUCGGCAUCCUGCGAGACUGUCUGUCCCCCAGCGUCCCCCAGGUUUCCCUCUCCUUCGUCCAGCCGCGCUCCUUGUUCGUCCCACAGGUUCCUUCCGAAAGCGAGCUGGAGUCUGUGCUUGGCCGCCUGGGGGGAGCGGGGGCGGGGACGCAGCUAGAAAGAGCCAGAGGAAUCCAUAGGCAGAGCUGGGGAUCUGACCAGCACAGACAUGCCGGUGCUGUCCGAGGACUCCGGUUUACAUGAAACCCUGGCGCUGCUGACCUCUCAGCUCAGACCUGACUCUAACCACAAGGACGAGAUGGGCUUCCUGAGGGAUGUUUUCAGUGAAAAAAGCCUCAGUUACUUAAUGAAGAUUCACGAGAAGCUUCGCUAUUAUGAGAGGCAAAGUCCAACCCCGGUUCUGCACAGUGCUGUGGCCCUCGCUGAGGAUGUGAUGGAGGAGCUGCAGGCCGCUUCUGUGCACAGUGAUGAGAGGGAGCUCCUUCAGCUGCUGUCCACCCCCCACCUCAGGGCCAUGCUCAUGGUACAUGACACGGUGGCCCAGAAGAAUUUCGACCCUGUUCUCCCCCCUCUACCUGACAGUAUUGAUGAGGAUUUUGAUGAAGAAUCAGUGAAGAUCGUCCGCCUGGUGAAGAACAAGGAACCCCUGGGUGCCACCAUCCGGCGGGAUGAGCACUCAGGGGCUGUUGUGGUGGCCAGGAUCAUGAGAGGGGGCGCAGCAGACCGGAGCGGCCUGGUCCACGUUGGAGACGAGCUUCGAGAAGUGAACGGGAUCACAGUCCUGCACAAGCGGCCCGACGAGAUCAGCCAGAUUCUGGCGCAGUCCCAGGGAUCCAUCACCCUGAAAAUCAUCCCAGCCACCCAGGAGGAGGACCGUUUAAAGGAGAGUAAGGUGUUCAUGCGGGCACUCUUCCACUACAACCCUCAGGAGGACCGAGCCAUUCCCUGCCAGGAGGCAGGCCUGCCCUUCCAGCGCAGGCAGGUCCUGGAGGUGGUGAGCCAGGAUGACCCCACGUGGUGGCAGGCCAAGCGAGUGGGCGACACCAACCUUCGAGCUGGCCUUAUUCCCUCCAAGCAGUUCCAGGAAAGGCGCCUAAGCUACCGGAGAGCCACAGGUACCCUGCCAAGCCCCCAGAACCUCAAGAAGCCCCCCUAUGAUCAGCCUUGUGACAAAGAGACCUGUGACUGUGAGGGGUACCUCAAAGGGCAUUAUGUGGCUGGUCUUCGGAGGAGCUUCCGGCUGGGCCGCAGGGAGAGACUGCAAAGCCCACAGGAAGGAAAGAUGUCCACAGUAGCUGAGUCUCUGGAGCUGCUGACCUAUGAGGAGGUGACCAGGUACCAGCACCAGCCAGGCGAGCGGCCGCGCCUGGUGGUUCUGAUUGGAUCUCUGGGAGCCCGACUACAUGAGCUGAAGCAGAAGGUGGUGGCAGAGAACCCACAGCACUUUGGUGUUGCUGUUCCACAUACCACCAGGCCCCGAAAGAGCCACGAGAAGGAGGGGGUGGAAUAUCACUUUGUGUCUAAGCAAGCUUUUGAGGCCGACUUGCAUCACAACAAGUUCCUGGAGCAUGGUGAAUACAAGGAAAAUCUCUAUGGAACCAGCCUGGAUGCCAUUCAGGCUGUGAUGGCCAUAAACAAAGUCUGUUUAGUGGACGUGGCGCCGGACGCACUGAGACAACUGAGGACCUCAGAGUUCAAACCCUAUGUCAUAUUUGUGAAGCCUGCAAUUCAGGAAAGAAGGAAGACACCACCCACGUCGCCAACUUGUGAGGACACAGCAGUUCCACUUGAUGAGGAGCAGCAAGAGAUGGCCGCCUCCGCCGCCUUCAUAGACCAGCAUUAUGGGCACCUGGUGGACGCUGUGUUGGUGAAGGAGGAUCUCCAGAGUGCACACAGUCAGCUGAGAGGGCUCUUAGAGAAACUGAGCAAGGACACUCACUGGGUACCUAUUAGUUGGGUCAGGUAACUGUAUCCUAGAACAUCCAGGUUGGAGGGGACCUGGAGGACCAUCUAGUCAGCCAUGUUACCAUCAAGGAAUUGCAAGUGUGGCGAGGGGCAGAAUUUUGCAUAAACUCCAUCAUCAAGAAGAGUGGGAAGUCCUGUUGGUUGGUUUUUGUCUGUUGUUUUUCGCUGCAUCCCUUUGGAGCAGAAAACAUGAGUUGAAAGGGGGCAUAUCACAGAAUAACACAUGUCAUUCAUUAAAGUAUCACAGGCCAGUUGACCCUGAUUCUUUGUACCAAAGUUAAGUAGCCACUGUCUUUUGGGGGCGGUGAAUGUAUACAGUACCUAUUUGCAGAGAUGUAAGCUUUAGAAAGACGGUGACACUUCAUUUAUCCAGCUUUGUUGGAAGUUGAGUUGUUUUACCCAAGGGGAUUUUUCCCAUGUAACUGAAGUUCCCGUCUUCAAGCAUCAAAACGUGAUUUUAACCUUGAUGAUGGUGAGUGCUUGCCUGGCAAUGGAAAACUUGGUUCUCUGACUUCUUAAAUAGUGAGGAUACGUGAACUUUUUUGGAAGACUGAGGAACACUUCACUGUCACCAUGAAUUACUGUACUAUUCUAUGAUAUAGGGGUGUUUUCAGGGACUUUUAAGGAAGGUAAGGCUGCUUGUCCCCUUUCUAAAUACCCUCAGACUCCUACGAUUGAGUCUUUGCUUUGAUUUGUUCUACUCCGUCACUUGUCUCUCUCGUUACUGACAGCUGCCCUGGUUCUUGCCUGUGCCUACCUUCAGAUUAUAGGGGCUCCUGUCGUGCUAGAUCAUGGGAAACUAGAUGAGCCCCCCCCAAAAAAAACAAUAACUGUUUAAGACACGAUAUAUCAGUCCUUACAUAAAAAUCAAAUUAUAUAAACUCCGAGUAUGGGCCUAAUGGGUUGUUUCUGAGCAAAAGUGUUUGUCACACAGGAUUUGUGAGAUAUCUUAGCUGCUCAGAGAAUUUUGUUUUUUAUUAAUAUCCAACAUAUGUCUAUAAGUCUUCUGUGCCGGGAGCUAUGCUAAGGCCUUUAUAUACAUUACUUUGACAAAUACUCCAAA
Hipposideros armiger (great roundleaf bat) is the source of this 3211-nucleotide messenger RNA. It is a transcript of the gene MPP3, whose product is annotated as MAGUK p55 scaffold protein 3. Gene Ontology annotation, molecular function: protein binding. Bases 392 to 2149 code for a protein of 585 amino acids. The record is from RefSeq and is a predicted model, not a curated record. Lineage: Eukaryota; Metazoa; Chordata; Mammalia; Chiroptera; Hipposideridae. The transcript is spliced from 19 exons.